AUGGAUAAAUCUUUCGCUCGGGGUAGUGCUCUACCGACAUUGAGGGGUAGCGUUGAACACUCUGUGUCCUCGCCGCAUACGUUUUAUCUAACUAUUUGGUGGCACGCCGACGAUGACAAAUACUCCUGGCUCCUCCAGGGUCUUGCAACCUCCGACAAGAUUGCCGGUCCCUAUACCUUCGUGGAUGCUACCUCUCCCUUGGGGAAUUGGUCACAAGAUUUUGGCGCAUUUACCGAUUACAAGUCGGGCCACUCGUACGCCCUCUAUUCAAACGGUGAUAGCGUCGAGGGCCGUGACGUCUACCUCAGCAAAUUCAACAGGAACCUCACAGCUGUUGAGGAGGUUACUUACCGCUUCCCCAAGUAUGACUUUGAGGCGCCCACUAUACUGCAAACGGAGAAGAACUACUAUGCACUUAUGAGUCAUAAGACGGAGUACCGGCCGAAUAAUGUGGUCGCACUUCGCGCAGACAAGCUUCAGGGCCCCUGGUCCCAGCCAUUCUUUGUUUCCCCAGCAUAUACGCGUACAUUCAGUACACAGUCUGGGUUUUCGUGGAGGAUCCAGGGGACUAAGAAGACAACGUACUUAUAUAUAGCAGAUCAAUGGGACAUGAACUCGCUCUGGGAGAGUCGCAAUAUAUGGCUUCCCGUUGAGAUCGAUGAUGAUGAAGGUAGCCUGCAAGUCGUCUGGCAUGACAUCUACGAUCUAAACGUCAAAACUGGAGAAUGGAAGCCCAUCAAGGGAGAGACAUAUAUCACGAAACAUGCAAAGACUUCCGGAGAUGCGUACCUGCAGGAGGCAACAUUCGCUAGCCAAAACCGAAUUGCGACAGGCAUCUACGGCAAUGACAGCACAAUCACCUUCACUGUGCAAGGCCAAGGCCAAGACCAAUGGGUAUCCUUUUACCACCAAAACAUUGACGACAUGGGUUUCGGCGAUCAACCAAUGGGCCAACCAGACCGCAUAAAUGGCACCUGGCAACUGCGUCGGAUCAGCGGCGUCGUAGUGAAUGAUGACAGGGAGAACGUACACACGCUGUACCAGAAGGAUACCCACAAGGGUGCUAUUCUCUCCACGCCGCUUUUGCUGCCGCUCAAGAAAGGGGAAAAUACGAUUACUGUGGGCGGGUUGUGGAAUGGGUUUGAUUUCAAGGGGGCAGACUUGGAUCGCAUUGUUGUUUAUCCGCCGGAAGGGGGGAAGAAGAGGUCUUUUUGGUAA
This is a messenger RNA of Aspergillus bombycis, 1218 nucleotides long. RefSeq names its product glycoside hydrolase family 43. The transcript is spliced from 7 exons. The coding region runs from base 1 to 1218 and encodes 405 amino acids. NCBI's taxonomy places the organism in Eukaryota, Fungi, Ascomycota, Eurotiomycetes, Eurotiales, Aspergillaceae. The record is from RefSeq and is a predicted model, not a curated record.